CAAACAUCUGACUUGAAGAAUGAAGCCAGUUACAGGUUAGACUUGUUUCUUAUAUGUGAUGCUGUUCCAGUACUGGACUCAUGGAGGCUGAGCGUUUAAGGAGUCCAUAGAGGCUACUGUAUAGUGUUGAAGAACAUGUCUAACAGUAACACUACUCAAGAGACCCUGGAAAUAAUGAAAGAAUCAGAAAAAAAACUCGUGGAAGAAUCUGUAAACAAAAACAAGUUUAUAGCUAAGACUCCAAGUAAGGAAGAAAUUGAAAAAGAAAGUGAAGAUACCAGUUUGCGUCAGGAGACACAGGAUUAUGAAUUCCUUUUUGACAAGAGGCGGACAUCUAACCAUGGUCAUGCCAGGAAAAGAGCCAAGUCUAAUUCCAAGCUGAAGUUGGUGCGCAGCCUGGCAGUAUGUGAAGAGUCCUCCACCCCAUUUGCUGAUGGGCCACUAGAAACCCAGGAUAUAAUUCAAUUGCACAUCAGUUGCCCCUCUGACAAGGAGGAAGAAAAGUCUACAAAAGAUGUCUCUGAAAAGGAAGAUAAAGACAAAAACAAAGAAAAAGUCCCACGAAAGAUGCUAUCCAGAGACUCCAGCCAAGAAUAUACGGACUCUACUGGAAUAGACCUACAUGAAUUUCUUGUAAAUACACUGAAAAAAAACCCAAGGGACAGAAUGAUGCUGCUAAAAUUAGAACAGGAGAUUCUGGAAUUUAUUAAUGACAACAAUAACCAGUUCAAGAAGUUUCCUCAGAUGACCUCGUAUCACCGGAUGCUAUUACACCGGGUAGCUGCCUAUUUUGGGAUGGACCACAAUGUUGAUCAAACUGGGAAAGCUGUCAUCAUCAACAAAACGAGUAACACAAGAAUCCCUGAACAGAGGUUCUCAGAACAUAUAAAGGAUGAGAAGAAUACAGAAUUUCAACAGAGAUUCAUUCUCAAAAGAGACGAUGCCAGUAUGGACCGAGAUGAUAACCAGAUCAGAGUUCCAUUGCAGGAUGGAAGGAGGAGCAAGUCAAUAGAAGAGAGAGAGGAGGAAUAUCAAAGGGUCCGAGAGAGAAUAUUUGCCCGAGAGACUGGCCAGAACGGAUAUCUAAGUGACAUCAGGGGGAACCGUGAAGGGCUGAGCCGCACCUCAAGCAGCCGCCAGAGCAGCACAGACAGCGAACUCAAAUCCCUGGAGCCCCGGCCUUGGAGCAGCACAGACUCUGAUGGCUCUGUCCGGAGCAUGCGACCCCCUGUCACCAAAGCCAGCAGCUUCAGUGGAAUCUCUAUCCUCACCCGAGGUGACAGCAUUGGCAGCAGCAAAGGUGGCAGUGCAGGAAGGAUUUCCAGGCCAGGUAUGGCACUAGGUGCCCCAGAAGUGUGCAACCAGGUCACCUCAUCCCAGUCUGUCCGGGGCCUUCUCCCUUGCACUGCCCAGCAGCAGCAGCAGCAGCAGCAGCAGCAGCAGCAACUUCCUGCUCUCCCACCCACACCUCAGCAACAGCCACCCUUGAAUAAUCACAUGGUCUCACAGCCAGUCCCGUCUCUGCAGCCCUCUUCGCAGCCUGUUCAGUUCUCUCCAAGCUCCUGUCCCCAAGUCCUUCUGCCAGUCUCUCCGCCCCAGCAGUACAACAUGGCAGAUGACCUCAGCAAUCCCUUUGGACAAAUGAGUCUUAGCCGCCAAGGCUCUACUGAAGCAGCAGACCCAUCCUCAGCUAUGUUCCAGCCUCCACUUAUCUCCCAGCACCCUCAGCAGACCAGCUUCAUCAUGGCUUCCGCGGGACAGCCCCUCCCCACUUCCAGCUAUUCCACCUCUAACCAUGCACCACCUACUCAGCAAGUUCUGCCACCCCAGGGCUACAUGCAGCCCCCUCAACAGAUCCAGGUUUCCUAUUAUCCUCCUGGACAGUAUCCUAACUCCAACCAGCAAUAUCGACCUCUUUCUCACCCGGUGGCCUACAGCCCCCAACGUGGUCAACAGCUGCCUCAGCCAUCCCAGCAGCCUGGUUUACAGCCCAUGAUGCCUAACCAGCAGCAGGCGGCUUACCAAGGCAUGAUUGGGGUCCAGCAGCCUCAGAACCAGGGCCUGCUCAGCAACCAAAGGAGCAGCAUGGGGGGCCAGAUGCAAGGCCUGGUGGUUCAGUACACUCCACUGCCUUCUUACCAAGUUCCAGUGGGUAAUGACUCACAAAAUGUGGUUCAGCCACCUUUCCAGCAACCCAUGUUGGUCCCUGCAAGCCAGUCUGUGCAAGGAGGCCUCCCAGCAGGGGGUGUACCAGUGUACUACAGCGUGAUCCCCCCAGCUCAGCAGAAUGGUACAAGCCCUUCUGUGGGUUUUCUGCAACCUCCUGGCUCUGAGCAGUACCAGAUGCCUCAGUCUCCCUCUCCUUGCAGUCCACCACAGAUGCCACAGCAGUACUCAGGAGUGUCACCAUCUGGACCAGGUGUGGUGGUCAUGCAACUAAAUGUUCCUAACGGACCCCAGCCCCCCCCGAACCCAUCCAUGGUCCAGUGGAGUCACUGUAAAUAUUACAGCAUGGACCAGCGAGGUCAGAAGCCUGGAGACCUAUACAAUCCUGACAGUAGUCCCCAGGCCAGCACACAGAUGAGCAGCAGUCCUGUCACAUCUCCUACCCAGUCUCCAGCACCUUCUCCUGUCACCAACCUCAGCACCGUCUGCACAGGACUUAGUCCCUUGCCUGUCCUCACACAGUUCCCACGGCCUGGGGGCCCAGCACAGGGUGAUGGACGCUACUCCCUCUUGGGCCAGCCAUUACAGUACAAUCUGUCCAUCUGCCCUCCCUUGCUCCACAGCCAGUCGACUUACACAGUGCACCAGGGACAGAGUGGACUGAAGCAUGGAAACCGGGGCAAGAGACAAGCACUCAAAUCUGCCUCCACUGACCUGGGGACGGCAGAUGUUGUCCUGGGGCGGGUGCUGGAGGUGACAGAUCUCCCUGAGGGCAUCACCCGUACUGAGGCGGACAAACUCUUCACGCAGCUUGCCAUGUCGGGCGCCAAGAUCCAGUGGCUCAAAGAUGCUCAGGGGCUGCCUGGUGGGGGAGGGGGGGACAACAGUGGGACUGCCGAGAACGGCCGCCACUCGGACCUCGCUGCCUUGUACACCAUCGUGGCUGUGUUCCCCAGCCCUCUGGCUGCCCAAAAUGCCUCUCUUCGCCUCAACAACUCUGUGAGUCGCUUCAAACUUCGAAUGGCCAAAAAGAACUAUGACCUGAGGAUCCUGGAGCGAGCCAGCUCCCAAUAAAUGGAGGAGGGGAAGGGACCGGCACAGUAGGGGUGGAGGGGGUUGAGGAGGGAUCCUGACAGACCAUGGACAGAGGCAGGAAGUAAAGAGAGUGACACCCAACUGGAGCCUGAGCAUUAGGGAUGGAAACAGAUGAAGAUGGAAAUACUCAACACUGGCACUGGACUCCUUGCUCCCCACAGGUCCCCUCGUUUCCCUGAUUGUGCCCCCUCUGCUUCCCUGUCCUUCCCAUCCUCUUCUAUCAUUUUUUUAUCUCUUCUCCCACCAUAAAAUUAAUUUCUUUCCUAUUUUUUUGUCAGGUAGAAUUGGGAUGGGCCUACAUGUCCCUAUUCUCCUAUUUCCUUAACAUCCCAAGCCUCCUUCCCUUUUUGGUCUUUAUGAAUAUAUUUAUAUGGACAGAAUUAAGAAAAAAUUGAUUUCCCCAUUCUCUCAUUUCCCCUAUCUUGUCUUCCCAAACCCCACAGAGUUAAAACUUGGGACUCCCCACCCCCAGAACACUUGUAUAUUGUUUGUCUGAGAUUUGUGCCGCAGUAACAGACACAGUAUUUAAUUGCACAUAAAGAUGUUUGCUGGGUAUAUUCACUGUAAAUUUUAUUUAAUCUGGUUUUUUGUUUGUUUGGAGGGAUAAUUGGGGGGAGGCUUGUUUUGUUUUUAAAUAUAAAAGAAAAUCAGUCUCUGGA
This is a messenger RNA of Otolemur garnettii (small-eared galago), 3920 nucleotides long. RefSeq names its product R3H domain containing 2 (gene R3HDM2). The record is from RefSeq and is a predicted model, not a curated record. Lineage: Eukaryota; Metazoa; Chordata; Mammalia; Primates; Galagidae. Gene Ontology annotation, molecular function: nucleic acid binding. Bases 136 to 3240 code for a protein of 1034 amino acids. The transcript has 26 exons.